This is a messenger RNA of Amborella trichopoda, 3272 nucleotides long. Its product is annotated as disease resistance protein RPS2. Gene Ontology annotation, molecular function: ATP hydrolysis activity; ADP binding. The record is from RefSeq and is a predicted model, not a curated record. NCBI's taxonomy places the organism in Eukaryota, Viridiplantae, Streptophyta, Magnoliopsida, Amborellales, Amborellaceae.
UCGACUUUUUCCAGUUGAAUGAAUUCGAAACGUGCCGAGGACUCCAUUGCAAACUACACCAUCAUUUUCUUCUUCUUUCCCUUCAAAUUUCUCCUGCCCUCUUCCUCACUUCAACAAACCAACAUUCAGACUGAAUUCCAAUACUUUCUUCUCAAUCUACUAGAACCACUUUGCUUUGAUUGCAUCUCUCUCUGAUAAGUGGAAUCUUGCAUCCACCGAAUUGUUUCAUCUUCCACUAAGGUUACUUUCUCCAAAAAAAAAAGGCUUAACCUUGCACUCUCACUCAUGGCUUUCAUAAACCCAGUUGCAGAUUUUGUUACAAAAUACGUGUUUGACCUAUGUAUUCGGCAGAUCUGUUAUUUAGUGCGAUUGAGGAAGAAUAUUGAGAAGCUGGAAAGCAAAACGAGAGAGCUAACAAGCAAAAAGAAUGACACAGAUAGUGCCCUAGCAGCAGCUGCUAGGAGAGAGGGAAGAAUCCCCACCGAGCGAGCGAAAGAAUGGCUCGAUUCAGUAAGUGUAAUCGAAGCAGAAGCCGUUCGGAUUAAAGAUGAGUAUGAGCAAAGACGCCUGUGCCCCGAUUGUUGGUCUCGUUACAAACUCAGCAAGAGAGCUGUCAAUCUCGUGGAAGAUGUCGACUACAAGUUAGCAAUGGAGAUUGGUGCAUUGUCUACCUCUCCACCUCCAGAGCGUGCUGUACAGUUGGAAACCACGCCCAUCCCAAGCCAACCUACAGCUCAAAAAGCAUUACAGGAGGUUCUCAACUGCAUACAUGACGACCAAAUCGGGAUCAUCGGAGUGUACGGUAUGGGAGGAGUAGGUAAAACAACUCUUGCCAAAGAGGUAAACAAUCAAUUGCAGUCCAAUACUAAUUUUGAUAUUGCGAUAUGGGUCACUGUGUCUAGCUAUCCAGAUCUAUCAGGCUUGCAGAAGAGGAUUGGAGAGCGAUUGGGUCUGGAUUUGUCGAAUUGCAGUUAUGAGACGGCCCGGGAGAAGCUACUGACUAAGUUGAGAGGAAUGAAGUUUGUAGUGAUAUUAGAUGACAUUUGGAGUCCUUUGUCACUCGAAGAUGUCGGAAUUCCUCGACCAACCAUUGAGAAUGUUGGGUGCCAGAUUCUCCUAACCAGUCGAAUCCGAGAAGUUUGCAGUGACAUGGAUGCCAAGCCGGUGAUCCUAGUAGCACCACUCUCGAAGGAGGAAGCAUGGGCUCUAUUUGUCGAGAAAUCAGGUUCACAUUCUACUUUGCCGAAAAUAAAACCAGUUGCCGAAGCUAUUGUUGAAUGUUGUGAUGGGUUGCCCCUAGCGAUCAUCACGGUCGCACGAGCCAUGGCAAACCAUUUGAAAGUGGAGGAGUGGGAGGAUGCCCAACGGGAGUUGAAACAGUCGGGCAGUGGUGUUAGAGGUAUGGAUGAACGCGUAUAUAAGCCCUUAAAGUUCAGUUAUGAUAAAUUAGAUGAUGAUGAUCUUAGAUCUCUCUUCUUGUUCUGCGCUUUAUACCCUGAAGACUAUAUCAUGAGGGAAUAUGAACUUUUAAAUUGGUGCAUUGGGGAAGGAUGGGUAGAUAGGGUAGGUGAUCUGAAUUCUGCCAUUAAAAAGUUGCCUACUUUAGUUAGAAGGUUAAAACUAGCAUGCAUGCUCGAAACUGGAGAUGAAGAAGGCUCGGACCUUGAUGAUGAAAUAACAGUGAAGAUGCAUGACGUGUUGCGGCACAUGGCUCUAUGGAUCACUUCUAUUAGGUCGAGGUCGGGGCAAGGUGCCAAAUUCUUAGCACUGCCUAGGGCUGGUCUGAGUGAGGCGCCAGAUGCCUCGAAAUGGAGUGAGGCAGACAGAAUAUCCUUGAUUGAAAACCAUUUAAAGGCCCUUCCUCCGUUGCCUGAAUGCCCAAAACUGGUAACACUACUGCUUCAGCGAAAUCGGGAUCUAUCGUACAUCCCACCCGAGAAUUUCUUUGAACGCCUGCGUGCCCUCCGGGUGCUUGAUUUGAGUUAUACCCGUGUUUCAUCCCUCCCAUGUUCUAUUUCAAAGUUAGAGAACCUCCUUGUGCUCCGGUUACGCCGUUGCCCGAUACGAGAGUUACCUGCAACAUUCGGGGAGCUUCGGCGGCUUCAAUUGUUAGACUUGUCAGGGUGUCGUAUGAUUGAGGAGCUGCCUAUUGGGUUUGGGGGCAUGACUGAUCUAAGACGGCUACAUCUGUCCUGGACCCGUAGUCUCACGAGAUUCCCACCUCGAGCAUGGUCUUGUUUAAGCAAUCUGGAGGAGUUGUACAUCCAAGAAUGUGGCCUCCCAUGGUCCAUCGAGGAGCCUGGAGAGGCGGGUGGGGCAUAUUUGUUGGAGUUAACUCGCUUCAGUCGCCUGAGAUUUAUUGACAACUUAACCGUUACAGGUGUGGUAAAUUGGAAUUGGCUUGAGGAGUUAACCAGGAGCAUCCGGGGAUUGAGAAUAGAGGAAUCUACUAUUACAGAUGAUGCCUUGAUCACAUUGGAAAACUCCCCUGGCAUAAGGAUUUUGGUGUUUGUAGAAUGCCUGGGGCUGACACGCGCCCCCAACACCUUUGCAACUGACCUUGAGAUAGUAGGUUGCAGGGAAGUGAAGUGUGUGAUGGUGGGGGAGGAGGCGGGAGACGGUGCAUUCCGAUGCUUGGAGAAGUUGGCGCUUACGCGCUUGGAUGGAGUUGAGAGCAUAUGCAUUGGGGUGCCGUCUCAGGGAUCCUUCGCCAUCCUAAAACGACUGAGUUUGAGUUCAUGCUCAAGACUGCGGUCCGUCUUCACAACCGGCAUGCCGCAAAUGCUCACUAGUCUGGAAAGUGUGUUCAUCCAAGAAUGUGAUGAAAUGGAAAAAGUGAUAGAUGAUGAACAGGAGAUUGAAGAGGAUGCCUUCCCCAAUUUGGAAAGUGUGAUUCUUAGAUCGCUACCAAAAUUGAGAACCAUAUGCGGCCGCAACUUGAAUUGGCCAUCGCUGAAGGGGAUCGAUGUGGAGAAAUGUCCAAGUCUAACCAGGCUCCCUUUCGAUGCCCGCAGUGCACAAUGUCUAAAAUACAUAGGGGGAGAGAAGGAGUGGUGGGAGGGUUUGGAGUGGGCAGACCAAACCACCAAGUCCCGUCUCCAACCCGCCUACUUCUGGCACGAAAAAUGAAGUGUUCAGAGACACUCAAUGAGACAUUAAUAUCUAGAGGCAUCUGGUAAUUUUACUUUAUUUUAUUAGUUAAAAAUCCGUCUAUCUUUUUUUGCCUAUAGAUGUAGUUACAUAUGAAUUAUGUAAAGUUCAGUUGUUUUUUU